This is a messenger RNA of Bursaphelenchus xylophilus (pine wood nematode), 562 nucleotides long. NCBI's taxonomy places the organism in Eukaryota, Metazoa, Nematoda, Chromadorea, Rhabditida, Aphelenchoididae. The record is from the annotation of a GenBank genome assembly.
AUGAUUGCCCGGAACUUGCUCGGCUUGACCAAGCGUUCUGCUCAAAUCGCCGCCGUGCGUAAUGUCCACAAAGCCACGGAAGGUACUCCUCCAAUGCGCUUCAUCAGUGUUCCUGUAAGUUUUGGAUUUGUGUGUUGCGAUUUUUAGGUAGAUUUGCUGUCUUUAAGACGGGAAGAUUGUUGAACUUGAGUCGUUGAUGUCGUAAGUGUAAAGAAGAAUAGUAUGCUAAUAGAAAUUGCGAAUUGUAAUUUCGAAGGAAGAUAGUGUAUUACCUUAGUUUUGAAAGCUCUUCGGCUUUAUUUUGGAGUUUUUUUGGAAAGAUAAAUUGUUUUAGGUAGGCUCUAUAACAAAAAUUUUUUACGGAGCUCAAAGUUUAUAUUUUUAUUCAUUGCAGGAGAAAGUCGCUACCUACUUGUUCAUCGCCUUCACUUUCCUCUCCUACCCGACCUACGUCAUGUUCAGAUUGGACAGACUUCGCCCCAAGCCGGACAAUGAGCUGUCGCCGGAAACCCAGGCUGCCCUCGAGGAACAUCGCGCCGCGCGUUUGGCUCGCUCCCACUAG